UUGAAACAUGCAGACAUUUUAGUCAUACCAAAUGGACGAACACCCGUGUAAAUUGUUUGUGAAAACAACGUGAAACGCAAAAGUUCACAACGGGAAUCGAUCGCUCUCGGAACAAGAGGAUGUUUGCUAGAGCAUUCAACCACAAGGUUUAUUUUCCUUCGAGGGGUCUUCCAGAGAGAGGACAUUCUCGCUCCAUGUUUACCUGCGAACGAAAACGAUCGCCUCAGUAGUUAUCUCAUGGCUUCACGAUGAACGCUGCCGAUCGGAUAAACCUCUGUUAGAGCGUGCGGUAAACAUUUUACAACGCGAGUGAAUAAAUGAAACUGACCUAAUGAUGGUUGGCUAGUUAUCACGGCGCCAGAGUAGUGGAAUUUUCACAGAUGUAACUGACACAAGUUCAAGUUGAUUUAUUGCCCGCUUCCGUCGCUUGUGAAACGCAGAUUACAUGUGUAUUACUUUUCAUUAAUUGCGGAGUUUAACGAGCUAUUUGGAAAAUGAUGCGCUCCUCUACGCGAUCACCGGUGAUUUUGCUGCUAUUUUUGUUAACGAUACCCAAGUUCUCAAAACCCUGUAUUCAGUUGCUUGAUGGGUGGAAGCAACUAAGCCCAGGAGAGCGCGCUAAACUUGUCAAAGUGGUGUUCAUUGGGAAAGUGGUGAACCUCUACUCGUACGAUGCAACAUCGACACAUGCAGCGGAUUUCGAAGUAUGGAAAAUUCUCAAGGGAAGCAAAUUCGUUGAGGAGGUUUUAGAAACGCAGUCGUCCCCACUGGUGAAAGUUUAUGGCUUUGGCGAAAAGAUGAACUGUUUUUCGCCAGUAAAUCCAGGAGAAGUUCACAUGGUUUUCAUGGUGUAUGCGAAUGAGUCUCGCGCGCUCAUAGCCAGAUACGACGACAUCUUUGGGGCCACCGCACCGGCUACAGCCAAGAACGAGGAAGAGGUACUGCUGGCAUUGGGUUGGAAAACUUGGUCGAGCUGGAGUCGCUGCAAUAAAAACUGUGAUGGGGGUGAACAGUUCCGCACUAGGGUAUGCGUGAAUAAAGAGUGCGAUGGCAGCUCCAGAGAAUCAAGGAAGUGUAACGAGUUCGAGUGCUAUGGUUUAAAGGACAUAGCUCGACAUAUCCGAGAGGAUCAAAUUCCACCCCUUUCAAGACACGACAACAUAAAAGUAGAAAAUGGAGUCAUCAAAUCCAUACCUGUUUCAAAAGUGUUUAGGUAUUACAAUUACUUCCCCGAUGACUUUUCUAUGCUAUUUAGAUUUCGCGUCGUAGCACUUACAAACAUUUACCUAGUGGCUAUGUACGAUUACCGCAAAUCUUUGAGCUUAGGAGUAAGAAUCACACCAGAUCUGGUGAGUUUUGGAUUCGAGAAAAGCUCCCUCUUUCAAUUUCGCGGAUGGUCGCUGGACUUUCCUGUGAGAGUAAAAACAGAUUACUGGCACACCCUGGGUAUAAGUAUCCAGGAACGAAAUGUCACGGCCUAUUGGGACUGCGCGAGGAUUGGGUCCAAGACCUUACGGGAGAAGUUUACUCUCGCUAUGGACGCCAUGGAUAAAAUAAGCAUCGGGGAACCAGUGCUUGUAUCGUCCAUAGAAAGAUACGAGAUUGAGAUUAGCGAGUUGUACUUCGUCCCAGAUCCCGGUGCAUCAAGACAACAGUGCGAUCCUCCAAUAUUCAAACCAGUCUUUCACACUCACGAAAUAGAAGGUAGCGGCGGAGUCAGUGCCUCGGAGAUAUACGGGAAAGAAGGCUCUGGUACGCCAAAUUAUGUUGAUGAUCCUGAAAAUGAAGUGGAGAUCUCUUGGUCGGAAUGGUCACCAUGCUCCAAGACUUGUGGUAAAGGGAAAAGGAUGCGCGUGAUGAUGUGUGAUAUGGAAAACAGAUUCUUCGAUGACAAAGGUCAGCCAACAUUAAAAGACGAAUGCUUUAAGGCCAUCCAAACCUUUGAGGAAAAAGAAUGCUACUUGCAAGACUGCCCAGCCCAGUGUGAUCGUUCUUGUUUAAAUGGCGGAUUCUGCAGCGGUCGAAAUAUAUGCCGCUGUCAGCCAGGUUACCAUGGUGACGUCUGUGAGAAAGUGGAAUGCAAGAUUCACUGUCGCAAUGGCGGCACUUGCGUAGGACCAUAUAAGUGCAAAUGCCCGUCUGGAUAUGGGGGAACACAAUGCGAGAAAGUGCUGUGCAAUCCACCAUGUCAAUAUGGUGGCAGAUGUGUCAAACCCAAUGUGUGUGAUUGUUUACCGGGUUUCGUGGGGCCGUAUUGCAGACUCUCCUGCAGCCCACACUGCUACAACGGCGGCGUGUGCGUGGGACCAAAUAAGUGUCGCUGUGCCAAGGGCUUCACUGGUGAAUCCUGCCUCCAAGCAAUAUGCAAUCCGCCUUGCAUGAAUUUUGGUGUGUGCUAUAAGCCAAACACAUGCUCAUGUCCUUACGGCUGGCACGGAAAGAGGUGCGAAAAAGCGCAAUGUUAUCCGCAUUGUCGAAAUGGUGGGACCUGUUGGAGGAGAAACACUUGCCGUUGUCCACAAGGAUAUUAUGGUAAUUACUGCGAACACAGUCUCGCGAGAAUCAAUAAACAUGAUGAUAAGAAGAAUUUCCAAGAAAAGCUCCUUCAAUUUCCCAGAGGAAGAAGAUUAUAGAAUCUUUAGGUUUAACCUUUUACAACGAGAAUCAUUGAGCAUAAUGUUAUGACGAAUUUCCAAGACAAACUUCUUGAAUUUCCCAGAGGAAGAAGAUUAUAGAAUCUUCAAGUUUAACUUAUGCUUCCCCAAAAAGGAAGGAGAUUUUUCCUAGAAGGUCUUGGCAUUAGAGAUACUUUUAAAAUGUUGGAUUCAAAAAUGGCCCGGAUAGGUUUACGAAGGCGUCCGCCACAAAACUUACUUCUUCUUCUUUUUUUGCGUGACUACGUGACACUUAAUUCCUUGCAUGACAGCUUGUAACUUCAAUACGCGUUUCCCCUAAAUAAUUGUCGCUUAAUUAUCAGAGAUACUAUCUAACUAAGAGCGCUUGUAUAUAUAUAAAUAUAUAUACUGCCAUUUGGUGGCUUCGUAUGUUAUUCAUUUCUGCAAUUAGAGUUGUAAAUAGUCGCAAAGGUACGUCUUGAAACGAACUGUCCGACUUUUUGUUUGGAACUAAAACACUUUUAGUUCAGUUGCAUCCUUGGGUAGCGCUGAAUUGCGAACAUCAAACACAAGUUCGUUUGUUUUGAAAUAUCUCUGUUAUGGAGGAAAAUAAAGUGAAGCACAGUUUACUGUUGUUGCCGUUGACG
Molecule: messenger RNA, 3262 nt
Organism: Stylophora pistillata
Lineage: Eukaryota; Metazoa; Cnidaria; Anthozoa; Scleractinia; Pocilloporidae
Biological process (GO): receptor clustering; anatomical structure development
Cellular component (GO): extracellular region; cell surface
Molecular function (GO): signaling receptor binding; laminin binding
Source: RefSeq, a predicted model, not a curated record